ACAGUAAGCGGGGCGACGCCGCCGUGAUUGGUCGCCUUGCGUUCCACGUUCCUUUCCCCCCGAAUAAAAAUUCGACGCGAUAUAUCUCGCUUCCAAGAACGAUGGUUUGCGUGUUGACCAGUUUUUAUUCAUACACAUAAUUUGGUGAUACAAUAACAAAGUGGUUGAGAACGCAGUGAAGUGUCAAGGUGUUUUUUCGCGCAACUUGCAGCUGUCACAACACAAAGAUUUCGAAGGAUAUUAAAUUAAAUCAACAAGAAACUCAAAAAGUGGAAAUUUUAAUUGAACUUACAUACUAAUAAAGAUGGAUCAAGAAUUGUGUAGUGCUCUAAAAGUUUCAAGAAAGAGUUUUUGGAGUUUUAGAGUUGAUAAAAAAUUUUUCAACGUUGAAUCAUUAUGAAAAUCAAGCAUUAUCCAGGAAAAGCGGUCAUGGAGGACCCUUGGCUAUCUAUCAAUGAUAGAACAAUGGACCUUGUUUACGCCGCCAAUUGGGUUGGGGCGAAUAACCUAAAUGGGUACAAAGAAGAUGACAACCAGUCUGUUAAAUCAUUUAACUCCAUAUCUAGAAGUAAGUCAUGUCGAGACGUGGGGCGCAGCGUAGAAAAAGACGAUGACAAAUACAACACCUAUUCACGUGCAAGCCAAGGUCACUACAAGAACAAUAACGUCCCUCGUGAAAACAUAUCUCAAUUAGCGAAAUAUCAACAGGAUAUUGAAGAAAAGGCAAGAGCCAACAAUAACUUCUUAAUGCAAAAUAAAUUAAAGCACAGUUAUAGUUUUAAAGAUAUGCCAAAUGGAUAUAAACCGUCAACACUAAGAAGGGUAAAGAGGCGAAACUUUACUGAAUGGGAUAUCGAAGCGUUUGGUCCUAGUGACAAACAGGUUCCUGUCCCUCCACAAAGAAAAGAUUCUCUCAAAUAUGCGCAUAGGCAAAGAAAAGUUGAUUCUAAGAAAAAUUUAUAUCCUCUCCCUGACCCUGGGCCCGUACCUCCUGAUCCUGCAUCAGAGUCCUACUAUGAAUAUUAUUCAAGGGUCAGCCAACAAAAUAAUGACACAGACAGUGAUAAAAUAAAGUUGAUUCAAAAAGACCCAAAGAAGGAAAGAAAUUUUGAAAAUGGGGAUGCCAAGAUGAAUGGUACUGUUCGUGGUUAUGGCAAUGAUAUGUAUAAAAUAAUAAAUUCAAUGGCAACUUUAGAUUUAGCCCCAAUAAAAAAAAGAUCCGGAAACAAAAACCUCGACAUGGAUAGCGAAACGGAAGAUUUAGGCAUAUACAUGCACCCUAUUAAUGAAUCGUUAUCUACAUGCGAGCAACUUCCUGAGCACAUAACGCAACCUGAAAAUAAGCGAAACGGACGUGCGGACGAUGUUAGGCCUAGUUUUCGUUCAAAAUCUUUAAGAGUAAAAAGCGAAGGACGGGCGCCACUUCGACCUUAUCUUGAUACUGUAGAAAAUGAUAACAAAAUGUAUAAUGGCGUCACUGUUACACAACCAAAAAGGAAUCUCUCACCGAGCGAGCAGCUGACGUUAAUGCAAUACGGAAUGUUACGUGGAAGUCAGCCUCCACCUGUCUCAACCAGUAAUGGGUUUCACUCCGUCGAUUUAGGAAAAGAAAGUGAAUAUCGGACUAACGGUGUUGCUAGACAAAUUAAACCGGAUAAAUACGGGAAGCUUUACAAUACAGUGAGAGUGAAAAGUGAAGAUAGGUAUGAUAGGUACAAUGACAUUUUAUCGUUUAGUUCACCUAAAGAGCGUAUCUCUGAAGAACGUGCGACUAAUAAUACCGGUAUUUAUUCUCGUAGUGCUAAAAGUUCAUCUAGUGGUUCAGACUCUGAUUUCUCUAUACCGCGACCAAAAUUAAUAGUACCUGUACAUACAUAUGGAUUACGUAAAAGAAGAACUGGCAAUCUUUGUCAGCGGGAUAGCACAGCCACUGAAUCUUCGCUUGAUGCUGGAAUAUUGCUAGACGUGACUCGCUUAGAAGAUACGAGCAACAAUUUUGACUCUCAACAAAAUGGAGAUUCAGAGGGUCGAGUGGAAGUAUCCCGCGAGAACAAAUACCUCAGCACAAUGGCGCCUGGAAAAGUCUUUGGCGAGCUGGCGAUACUGUACAACUGCAAGAGAACCGCCACCAUCAAAGCUGCCACCGACUGCCGCCUGUGGGCCAUCGAACGACAGUGCUUCCAGACCAUCAUGAUGAGGACUGGGCUUAUUCGCCAGGCUGAAUACACAGAUUUCCUCAAGAGUGUUCCGAUUUUCAAGAACCUGCCCGAAGACACGCUUAUCAAGAUAUCCGACGUGCUGGAAGAGACUCACUAUCAAAACGGUGAUUACAUUAUCAGGCAAGGUGCCAGGGGAGAUACAUUCUUCAUAAUCUCAAAGGGACAGGUCAAAGUAACACAAAAACUACCGAACUGCAAUGACGAGAAAUUCAUAAGAACUCUGACGAAAGGAGAUUUCUUCGGAGAGAAAGCAUUACAAGGGGAUGAUCUUCGAACUGCAAACAUCAUCUGCGACUCUCCUAACGGCACCACCUGUCUGGUAAUCGACAGGGAGACCUUCAACCAGCUUAUAUCCACUUUGGAUGAAAUCCGCAGCAAAUACAAGGACGAGGGCGACGAUAGACAGAGACUUAACGAAGAGUUUGCAAACCUACGACUCACCGACCUGCGUAUCAUCGCAACUCUUGGCAUCGGUGGCUUCGGGCGCGUUGAGCUAGUCCAGAUCCAUGGAGACUCCAGCCGAUCCUUCGCCCUGAAACAGAUGAAGAAGGCACAAAUAGUCGAAACGAGGCAGCAACAGCACAUAAUGUCGGAGAAGGAGAUCAUGUCAGAAAUGAACUGCGAAUUCAUUGUGAAGUUGUACAAGACGUUCAAAGACCGCAAAUACUUGUACAUGCUGAUGGAGACUUGCCUUGGAGGAGAGCUGUGGACCAUAUUGAGAGAUAGAGGACAAUUUGACGACGCAACGACGAGGUUCUAUACAGCGUGUGUUGUUGAGGCUUUCCACUACUUACAUUCUAGGAACAUAAUUUACAGGGAUCUCAAGCCAGAGAACUUACUCCUCGACUCGAAGGGAUACGUGAAGCUGGUGGACUUCGGUUUCUCGAAGAAACUGCAAGCGAGCCGCAAGACGUGGACCUUCUGCGGCACGCCGGAGUACGUCGCGCCGGAGGUCAUCAUGAACAGGGGCCACGACAUCAGCGCUGACUACUGGUCCUUAGGUGUGCUAAUGUUCGAGCUGCUGACCGGCUCGCCGCCGUUCACGGGCACGGACCCCAUGAAGACGUACAACAAGAUCCUGAAGGGCAUCGACGCGGUGGAGUUCCCGCGCUGCAUCACGCGCAACGCCGCCAACCUCAUCAAGAAGCUGUGCCGCGACAACCCCGCCGAGCGGCUGGGCUACCAGCGCGGCGGCAUCACCGAGAUACAGAAACACAAAUGGUUCGACGGCUUCAAUUGGGAAGGUCUGGCGCAACGCACACUGGACCCACCAAUCACGCCGGUCGUGAAAUCUGCAGUAGACACCCACAACUUCGACCAAUACCCGCCCGACGCAGACGAACCGCCACCCGACGACCUCUCCGGAUGGGACGCCACCUUCUAACCACUGAACCAGUGGGGACACUGUACAACUUGGAUGUAGUUACGCUUCUGUUGGGGCCACGAUGAUGUCACAAAGUGUUUUUAUUACAAGAGAGAGUAAUUAACCUAGUUAGCUGAAUCGUGUUAUUCAUGUCGUUUUAAAUAGUUUUUAAAUGUCCUUUUUAAAAUUAGUUAUUAUGCUUAACGGUGACUUAUUAGUUAUAA
This is a messenger RNA of Bicyclus anynana (squinting bush brown), 3806 nucleotides long. It is a transcript of the gene for, whose product is annotated as cGMP-dependent protein kinase, isozyme 2 forms cD4/T1/T3A/T3B. The record is from RefSeq and is a predicted model, not a curated record. Gene Ontology annotation, biological process: protein phosphorylation. The coding region runs from base 397 to 3603 and encodes 1068 amino acids. The transcript has 11 exons. NCBI's taxonomy places the organism in Eukaryota, Metazoa, Arthropoda, Insecta, Lepidoptera, Nymphalidae. Gene Ontology annotation, molecular function: ATP binding; cGMP-dependent protein kinase activity.